Molecule: messenger RNA, 3771 nt
Organism: Odontomachus brunneus
Lineage: Eukaryota; Metazoa; Arthropoda; Insecta; Hymenoptera; Formicidae
Product: trichohyalin
Exons: 11
Coding region: 1108-3708 (866 amino acids)
Biological process (GO): cilium assembly
Cellular component (GO): cilium; microtubule
Molecular function (GO): microtubule binding
Source: RefSeq, a predicted model, not a curated record
UAGUUCCUAUGGAAACGCACGUUCGCCGCGAUCGAAUCGCGACACUCGUCACGGGUCUCUCCUUCAGCGUCGUACGGGCGUAUGUCCUGUACGUCGUGCCAGGUGAACCCGGGGCACGGUCUCGCGGCGGCCACCACGCUUGCCGCAGUCUCGCAAAUAUUGAUACGACGGGCGGUCGCGGAUACCGGCGACAGAGUCUCCGGAGAACGGCGAAGCACGAAGUACCGGAAGCGCGGGUUGUUCGGCCGCGGAAUUCCGCGUCUCGCAAUUAUCCGGCUUAUCCGGCGGAAUUAAAGCACGGCAAUCGCGAAUACAUCCCGCUCGUGAAGCCGAACGAUGAGACACUUCGCGCGAAAGAGAGACGAUCGGGGUUGAGCCGACGGGGAAUAAUUCCAAAUCAAUCGAUGCGUAGGUAUAAAACUUUAUACAGUUCUUGAAAGAACUUGACGUGGACGAUGAAUGGGAGAGUAGGUCGUAGUGUAGUCACGCUCAAAGUAGCGAGGAAACAUCGAAAAGUGUUGGGAAGUUCUCAUUGCGCUUGAGGAAGCCGGGGAAAUGGAUUAUUCUCCAGAGUACCAAUUAGAACAGAGCUCGGGCGUUCAAUACUAAAAUCCUCUAAUCCCAGUGACACUUAAAUAUUUAAUUACACGAGAUUCCGAUUGCAAAGCUCCAUGACGACCUUUGAAUCGUCUGAUUACUUUGAUUAAGGUUUAAUCAAAGGUUAAUUGUAUUAAAUCCUCACGUGAAAAGGACGAUAACUUUGAGUCACGCUCUUUUCAGCGCGCAUAAGCACGCUUCAAGAUAGACAAUGUUCUUGCGCUAAAGUAGGAAAGAGGUGGAAAAACCGGUGAAAUAUCGGCGUCGGAAAUGCGCGAGCGAUUUUAUAGGAACGCUCUGGUGAACGAAGAUCAAGUGUUCGGUGUCGUACGGAGCGUCGCUGACGGGGAUUUGCGUUGACGGCUGCUGAUGCCCGAAUAGGUAGGCAGAAUGGAGCUGUAUGGGUAAGGGGGCUUAGUUUAGGAUUCUCUUUCUCGAUCAUCUGUCGAAAAAUAAAAAAGAAAACAACUCGCUGUUGCGCGUAUUUCUUUAUACGUUUCGCGCACGAGGAUGACAGGAAGGACGUCGCUGGUGGAACAGAAGAGGGUCCAGUGGGCAAGGGAAAGGGAAGAAAUGGCGCGUCUCGGAGUUAAUUGGGGACCUGUGAAACCGAGCAACUGCAACCGCACCCAUAUUCGCACCUUCUCGAACGAUGUGAGAUUAUCUUUCGGGGAGGCGAAGGACAAGACUUCCGUGCAACCGUUCCGUGCGGCAGGACAUUACGGGAGCACCGCCAGCCUCAAGAGCCUGACGACAGAGAAUUCCGGAAAUGGCAACGCGAGCCUCAAGUGUCUCGACUACAACGGCGGCAGUUUGAUAAAUCUCCGGGACCAAGUGGACGCGUCGCAAAUCAGACGCAGGAGUCCCAGUUUGCCGCCGAUCUUCAACAAGGAGCAACAGCAGUACUUCUGCCAGCUAGAACAACAGCGAGAUUUCGGCGUGGAGGGGUCGCGUUAUCAGCAAACGAGGUCGCAAAAACCGGAACACCAUAGGCACCGAACCAACAACGACCAACGUCGCGGCACCCAGAAGGAGUCCCUCCAUCAUUACGGCUCUCCGGGCGAAGAGCGCGAGGGGGAGACCUCUGGUUACGCGAGCGACUCCGUGGACGUACCGUCGCAAGGGCAAAGAGCUUUAGCCGGCGGCAAAAUGGCAAGGAUCGAGAUGACGGAGAAGACCUGGCAGAAUCCUUACUGUACCACGCCGGAGAGUUCACUACCACCCUCGAGGAGACUCUCGCCCGGCAGAAUGGGAGAGCUCAACAGGCCACGAUGGGGCAGUGUCUGGGGGCAAGACGCGGCAAGAGGCGAUCCGCCACCGCCGCCCUCGUGGCUAUCAAGAUUAGGACAGUCGAGUCAAGUACUGGUGAUCAAUCACGAUAGCGCCAGCAGUCCGGAUAGUUCAACAACUGGCUCGACCGGCUCCGACAACAACAAGACGUAUCUUCGGGGUCAUAAUAUCCCAGUGGACGCGGACAUCCUUCAGGAACGCGAGGCGAGACGGCAGAAAGCGCUGCAGCUUCAAAACGCAAUUAAGCAGCAGCUCGAAGAGAAGGAUAGGCAGAGGAAAGAGGAGAAGGAGCGGCGGAUGAGAGAGGAGAGACUGGAGGACGAGCGGAUCAGGCGAGAGCAGGAGAAGGAGAAGGAGAGAUUCGAAGAAGAACAACGGCUGAUACGCGAGAAGGAAACCGCGAAGCUGAAGAAGGCCCAAGCGAUGCGCGAAGUGCUGGAGGCCGCGGAACGGUUGGCCCGGGAGGAGAAGAAGAAUCGCCGAAAACGAGAGGACCACACGGACGAGGACACCGACGUGACGCAAACGUCGUCCUCCGUCGGCUUGAACAUGAUCGUGAACGCGGACGACAAGCGUGAGCAGGAUCAUUCGCAAACUCAAACACGAGCCACAAACUUGAUCCCCGACUAUUCCACGAACGAGAAGCCUGAUCCAAAGAAUACGAAGGAGACUGAGAGGCAGUCUCAUGAGAGCGAGAAGAUCAGAGACGACAACAGGGAGCAAAAGAUGAACAAGUCGGAACAGAUCGCGCUGGACCCGCGAGAAUCCCUCCAGGUGCCCGUGAGCAAGGACGUGGCGAUCGUGCUGAGCGGCCGACUCGACGACCCGGAGAUCUUGAGCAGGGCGAACCUGCAGCUAGUGAACCUGCAGCUAGUGACACCCAGCCCGCGUCGAUUCGACAACGCCACAAGGGGCCUCUCGUUGGGGCUAAGCACGAUCAUGAAGAACAACGUGGCCACGAUGCUGAGCCCGAGGAACCCGAGACGUUGCUCGCCUCGAUCAGACUCCGCGUCGAUCGUCGUAGAGAACAGGCUGUUGACGCCGAGCAAGUACCGAACAUCGGCCGGACGGGACUUCGGCACGCAGACGGACGUGGAGUCCGACCUGCAGGAGCUGCGCGACAAGCUGCAGGACUCGUCGAUCAGGGAACACGGCGGCACCGCGAAGGACAGGAAGGACACGACCAACGCCAGCCGAAGAAACGUUGAAAAGUCCACCAACAUGGGCCCAGGCGAGGAAGUCGGCAUGAAAGCGCUUCCGCGAUCCAAGUCGCAGCCGAGAACCACGCUCGACGCCAGACCACGGUGGAACGCCAAUCGGUAUACUCUUAGCCCAGGUACGCGAUAUCGCACACAAAGCGAGAAGGAUCCGCACUAUCAGAGACGAUUGCGGCUCAGGAGACGACGGGUCGAGUCUAGCGACGAAGGAUCCAGAUCGCCGUCCCCUGAACGGCGGAAAUCGAACAACUGCAAGUCCAAGAGCCGAAACGCGGUGAGACGCAAAGCAAAACUCGAGAGCUACGACGCCGACCUGUCGAUGGACAGUCUGAACUCCAUCGUGCCGCUACGAAUCGACAAGAACGGGAAGAUCAACAUAGAGGACUGUCGUCGGCGAGAUCGCGUCGAGAAAGCACGAUCAAUGGACAACGCUCGCGGCGAUGUGAACCGCGCGAAAUGCUCGGAUAACGAUAAUCCUAAUCUCUGGUGCGGCCAUGAAAUAUUGUCCAAGCUGUCGUCGUUGAAGAGCGGACUGUUGAUGAAGCAAAUCCAGUGGGACUCCGAGCGAUGCCUGGUCUCGCCCGCUGCGUCCGAAAUCUUUUAAGCGCCGGGAGAAAGAGAACGUUGCCGUUGGAGCGGCUUUUUGUUUUUCUUUUCGUUUGCAUGG